Messenger RNA from Lytechinus pictus (painted urchin), 4623 nucleotides. RefSeq names its product sorbitol dehydrogenase-like. The record is from RefSeq and is a predicted model, not a curated record. Gene Ontology annotation, biological process: D-sorbitol catabolic process. The coding region runs from base 405 to 1460 and encodes 351 amino acids. The transcript has 10 exons. Lineage: Eukaryota; Metazoa; Echinodermata; Echinoidea; Temnopleuroida; Toxopneustidae. Gene Ontology annotation, molecular function: L-iditol 2-dehydrogenase (NAD+) activity; zinc ion binding.
GAGGCAUAAUUCUCUUGAUUGCGCAGCAUUUCAUAUCAUUCAAAUACGGCGACUUUGAAGACCCGUAGAAAAAAAAUAAGCACAUGAACCUAUAUUAUUUUUUGCAUUUUCAUAAUGUAUAGAUACCAAAGUAACUCUCUGCAAAAUUUGGUGAAAAUGACAUGGACUUCAUUUUAACUGUGGAACGUCCUUAAGUUCUAGCUAACCGGUCGCUCCCAUAUGCAGCUCGAUCUCCCACCCCCACCCCACCGACCAAUCGAGCCGACGCUCGCAACUGCCUCACGGCGCGGCCGGGCGGAGCGGCCGCCCCGCGCUCGCGCUCUAGCUAGCUGGGUUGGUCUGAUUUGAUAUGAUAAUAAUCUAAUGCUGGAGCUGGAGACGGGUGAACCUCUAAUAAGGCUAUCAUGGAUCUACCCAAAGAAAGUCAAUGCGCUGUCCUGUGUGGCAUCAAAGACAUAAAGAUGGAACAACGACCUGUCAUUGCACCAGGACCAAAUGAGGUUCUUCUUGCUGUCCACUCAGUGGGUAUAUGCGGAUCUGACCUGAAGUACUGGUCACAUGGAUACUGUGGCCGUUUCAAGCUGACCGAUCCCAUGGUCAUUGGUCACGAGGCAAGCGGCACGGUGGUGGCUCUCGGUCCAGGCGUCAAGCAUAUAGACGUCGGUGACCGUGUAGCCAUAGAGCCGGGCGUCCCGUGCCGGAUGUGUAGUCUGUGUCGGGUGGGGAAGUACAACCUAUGUAAGGACGUCCAAUUCUGUGCCACGCCCCCCGUUGAUGGGAACCUAUCUCAGUACUACCUCCAUGCAGCUGAUUUCUGUUUCAAACUUCCAUCCAAUGUAAGCUAUGAGGAGGGUGCAUUGGUUGAACCCCUUGCAGUGGCACUCUAUACCUGUAGCAGAGCAGAAGUGUCCCUUGGAUCAAAAGUGCUUAUAUGUGGAAGCGGUCCAGUUGGUAUACUCACAAUGCUCACUGCCAAAUCGAUGGGAGCAAGUCAAGUCAUUAUAACAGAUAUUGAUGAUCAUAGGCUGAGUGUAGCUAAGCAAUACGGAGCUGAUUGCAUUCUGAAUGUCAAGGGGUUGAGCAGUGAGGAGGCUGCAAAGAAGGUUGUUGACCUCUUAGGAGCCGAGCCACAUUGUGGUAUGGAAUGCUGUGGAUCAGAUAUAGCUCUACUCUCCUGUAUAUUAGCUUGUCGACCGGGCGGAAACAUCCUCUUGGUUGGAAGAGGGUCCUUGGAACCCAAACUUCCUGUCUCACUUAUAUCCACCAAAGAGUUGACACUGAAAGGAAUAUUCCGUUAUGCAAACAUGUACCCCAAGGCAAUCUCCAUGCUAUCGUCCGGUCAGAUGCCAAUCAAAGACCUCGUCACCCAUCGCUUCCCCCUCAACCAAGUAGAUGACGCCUUCAACACAGCCAUAAGCCGUGAAUCUUGUGCCAUGAAGGUCAUGAUACAUGUGAGCUAACAUCAGAAGUAUGCUAAAGUGCGGCUUAUCGAGUCACUGGUCAAGUAGCGCUCAAAUGCGUUGCUCAUAUAUUCUAUAUUUUUUAUACCUCUUUAUUUUGCCGACUCCUGUAUGGAUGGAAAAGAAAAGAUAGUAUGAGAUCAAUAUUUGUUCAUUUGAAUAUAAAAUGAUUUUAAAUUUAAAUGAAUUAUUGUACUGUGUGUGUUGCAUCUUGACAGUACUUACAUAGAGAAACUGCUUUUCUGUGAUAGCUUAUACCUCGGUGACAUUUGCUCUACAGCGGCCGUAUGGCGAGUCAAAAACAGCCGUUUUAACAUUUUUUGUACCAGAUACAUAAAGGUGGUUUGAAUAAAAAUGAAUAAAACGGCUGUUUUCGACUCGCCGUAGAGCAAAUGUGACUGAGAUAUUAGCAAUGGUACAAAAAAAAAACAAUGCACAUUUGUUGGGAACUGUCAGAAAUCAACUAGAACUUACCAGAACUAUCAGCUGGCUGUUAUUUGAAAGUGCUUGGAGUUUUAGAAUAAUCCUAACAAUCCCUCAACUGCAAUAAAAAAGAGUUUUCAACUUUUGAAUGCCAUACAAAAAAUUGAAAGGAAUUUAGAGCAGACUCAUAUAAUACCGAUGGAGAUUUUCCUCUUGUAGUUGCCACCGCAACCGCCUGAACAUUUGGAAUGCUCUCUAUUCAUUAUAUAGGACAUUCCAAAAAAAAUUGCCUGCUUAUUCCAUCUCCAGUGUGACCAAGCAAGUAUUUUAGAAAAAAAAUAAGGACAAGAAAUCAAGAAUAAAAGAUUUUUUUUUCACAAAGAGUAAUUGUGUUGAUUAAAAACCAAGUUGCCUCUUACGGAUUUCACUUUGAAUGGCAUUGUGACCAAGAUGACCAAUGUUGCUUUCCCAAACACAUUAAAGCUGCAAUAGUGGAGCCUCUUGGGAAUACUGAAAGGUGCUCGAUUUAAAGGGGAAGUUCACCCUAACAAAAAUUUUGUUGUAAAAAUACCAGAAUAAAACAUUUUUUAAAAAUAUUGGUGAAAAAAAUAUAUUGUCAUUGGCAAUGUCUUAUACCAUUUUUCUGACUUCAUCUAGUUACUUGUCUUUGUCUAUGAUAUACAUUUAUCAAGGCAGCACGUUUUUUACCAAGCUGCUGCAAACAGUCACUAAUAAUCAGCUCAUCGGCUUAGUGUGCUUUUACUGAAACUGAAGGCGUGCAGAUCUCCUAUGGAUGGAGGAAUUCAACACAGAAGAAGGUGAAGGUUUGAGAAAGAUCCAUCAAAGAUUGAGAAAUUUAUUAUAAAUUUAAGUUUUUGAUUUAUGACGUCAUAUACUAGCAGCUGCCCCAUAUGUCAUGUAAUGUCAAAUGCAUGAUUUUCCAUUUUUCAAUGGUUCAUGAUGACUAAAAAAAAAAAUUUCAGGAGCAGAUGUGAAAUGAUUUGUCUGUUGCUAUACACCAAUCCAGGCAAGGGGCCAUGAUAUUUGCCCUUUCGGCAGUUUGAGAGUAUUGAAAUGUACAUUGACAACAUUGAAUUAGUAGGCCUAUUAAUUUUUUUUUUUUUUUUUUUUAGAAAAUUACAUUUCAUUGAUUUUUUAUUUAAAUUCACAAUACACAUGGAAAGCUGCUUGCAUAUGACGUCACAAAUAAAAAACUUCUUAUAAAGUUUUCUCAAAUCUCCACCUAUAUUUUGCAUUAUUUCUUCUGCUUUUUUUACAAUAAACUCUUUUGUCAGGGUGAAAUUCCCCUCUUAUAGUCAAAAUUUGACUUUAAUAGAGGUUAUUAACACAUUUUUCAAAUUCUGGUCUGAAAUAAUGCUUUGAGUUUCAUGAUUUAUUCAACUUAUGGAUGGUUGGCUUAUGCAGAGUCUAUUGUAUGACCAAAAAAACACACAAAUAGACAAAUGGUGAGCAGAGCUGCCAAGUUGUAGAUUUUUCCAUAUUUAGUACUGAAAAAAAUGAGAAGAAAACUGGUGGUUUCAUGCAAAAUACUGAUUUCUAAAGUUCCAGGUUUAUGUGUUGUCCUGUGGUAUUUCUUUGAAAAUACUGAUUUCCUCACCCCCCCAAAAAAAAAACAGCCAGAUUUUCAGAUUUUAUAAAUACUGAAAUGUUCUUGUUUAGGUUGGCAGUUUUGGGUGUGAAAUGUAUACUGUUUCGUUAUUAUGAAUAGUGCACUGCAGUAAACAAGUUUGCCAUCUCAAUCUGUUAUUAUCAAUGCUCAUUAUUGUUGCAUACAUGUACCUGCCUCGCACGUGUGAAACAAGUGAUGCACAAGGGAGUUAUAAUAGUGUGUAUAAAUAAAGGUAGACACCACCUGAUCCUACAUGAAGCUUGUUAUUGCAACUAAAGAAGACUAUUGGGCUAUUCUUAGACAUAGCUUUUCUUAAUAUUAGUCUGAUAUAUUUUCCCCAUUAAAUGUGCUUGUAUAGUGGGAAAGCUCUUGCAUGAAGAAAGAGAUUUGCUAAUAACCUACCGGUAUUCCAUCGAGUUCAUUAGAAUACAUUCGCAUGCUAAAAUGAAAGUAUGGAAGCUCAAGUGUGAGCAGUUAUAUAUGUCGGUUGUGGAAUGUUUAUUAAUAGCAUUGAAAAUUUGAGGUGAAAACAAUCCAAAUCAGGUAUUUGUGCACAUUCCGUUGACAUCAAAACUAUGCAAAAUGUUUUACCUUUAGAUAAGAAACGCUUUACAAAAUAUGAAUAUCAUUGAUCCACAACAUGAAAAAUUUGUUAAAAUACACUAAUAGUUUCUGAUAUACGCUUCGGAACUACGUGUACAUGCACAAUGUAGGAUGCACCCUAAAGUUGAUUUAUACAGUGUAUGUUUCUUUCAUGUUUUGGAAAUUUGGAAGUAGGUUUUCAUUCGGAUGAUUUUGAGGAACUUGUUUUCAUUUUAAGUACAGUAUGCAUAUCAAUCAAUUAAAAAAAAGAGCAAUAAAUGGCCCCAUGCCCAUCCAGCAUUUACCUAUUCAACAACAUGAUUCAAACAUUAUACUUUUAUUUUAUAAUUAGUCUUUUGUUAUUCUGUGACUAAAACAUUAUAUUUCUAUUACUUGAAUUGUUGCAAUACAUGUAUGUAUGUAAUGAGAACAGAUAUAUUGUAAAUAUUGAUAAUUAUUUAUAUGAAACACCUUUGAUAGGUGUUUAAUGAGAAAUAUGAAAAAUAAAGUGAGCUGAUUUGAAAUGAA